Molecule: messenger RNA, 453 nt
Organism: Zychaea mexicana
Lineage: Eukaryota; Fungi; Mucoromycota; Mucoromycetes; Mucorales; Lichtheimiaceae
Exons: 1
Coding region: 43-369 (108 amino acids)
Source: RefSeq, a predicted model, not a curated record
CAAAGACCAUAGAGAAAAUGAGUGUUCGCUUUUAUUACGAAGAUGGACAAGGAAAAGUGUUUUAAUGAGCAGGAAGAUAAUGCUAUGAAGUGGGAAGACAAUGUAAUUCAGUUUCAGUUAACCACCUUAGCUCGUAUUAGACAGUAUUGCGAAGUACAAGGAAGUGAGCAGGAGCCUGACGUGGAGUUGGAUGCGAUGAUGGGGGAUGUUGCAAGAACUGUUAAGAUGCAAGCCAAGAGAUACAACAAGUACUCUAACGAGCAUAAGUUUCUGUUUGUGUAUAUGAACAAAGUGAAGCUCUUUAAUGCUGCGAAGUCUGGCCGCUUAGCAAGCGGUAUUGCUGAGCGUACUGCUUUAAAAGUGGGCUAAAAGACUCAAAGAAGACAAAGACUGGAAUAUUUUCGAGAAACAGACGAACAAGGUUAUUAGGCCAAAGCCCAGAUAGGACAGGAG